AUGCAGAUUUUCGUCGGAGAAACUUCCAUUGCUGGAAAUGUGGAUGCAGCACAGCCGAAUGACCUUCAACUCCUGCAUAGAAUUCUGUAUGGUGCCGAAACCACACUAAGCUGGGUUAGGAGAAAAGUGCAAAAAUUCGAAGGUUUUGAUUUCGGAUUGCACUCUCCUCAGUUUGCGGAUAGGUUGAAGCUUAUAGAGAAUGCAGAUGUGGAGAACGUAAGGAAAACCUGUGAGCUGCUCGAAAUUCCAAUUGGAAAAGACGACACGACACAGCAGCUGUCAGCUGCGAUAAUGCAACAAAUUUUCAACUUGAGCAAUGCAUCUGUCUCAGGAGCUGCUUGUCUGGGCUACCAGGCACAAGUUUCACCGUCGCUGUUGGCUCAGUCUACGGAGUAUGGGUUUACGGACAAAAGUCGGAUUAUUAAUCCAUUCCAUGCAGAGCCAUCCGUUGCUGAUAGCAGAGCGUCGAGCAGAACCGCGCAAGUCACGGUGAUGCGUGCAAAGCUGGAGGCUGAAAGAAAGUUAGCUGAACUUGAGGAGCAACAAGCACGCGAAAAAAGACGGCGAGCGGAAAAAGUGCUUAAAGCGGAAAUGGAACUGAAAAUUGCCGAGGCGGCGUUGGCAGAGGAGCUCACUCAAACACUGGAUGUCGCUCGAGCCAACCAAUGUUUUCAAAACGUGCAGGAGGAAGAUCCAGUGGACAGAGUGCAAGAGUGGGUCCUUAAUCUUCAAACACCCAAGAGCUCGACGAUGAAUCAUUCCUUUGCGAGGAACAACCAGGUGCAUGUUGAGUCUAGCGAAAGCCAAACAAGUCGCGGAGAACGACUGCCACAAGGGAGUUCCAGUGCGGACACCGAAAUGUUGCAGAUCACCAAAUCGAUGCAGCGGAUGCUGGCGAGAACAACGGGAGGACAGUCCCUUCCGAAUUUCGACGGAAACGUUAAGGAAUGGCCGCUUUUUAUCAACCAGUACCGGCUUACAACUGCAGCGGGCGAAUACACGGGAAUAGAAAACGUCGUAAGGUUGAAUAAAUGUUUGACGGGGAAAGCAAGAGAGGCUGUUCAUCACAUGCUUAUGGCAUCAACGGACGCUGAAGAGAUCGUGAAGGCCCUGGAGCUACGUUUUGGAAGACCCGAGUUGCUGCUGCGAACCUUGAUUCAGGAAAUAAGAACUCUUCCAGCCGUUACCAACUGGGAAUCCUUCAUUGUGUUUGACGGCGUUGUUCGAAACCUGACUGCUGGCAUCAAAGGGUUGAAGCACCACAUUUACAAUCCUGAACUGCUUUGUUUGCUGCUACAAAAACUUCCACAGUACCAGACGAUUAUGUGGGGAAAAUACGUCACUGAGAGGAGCAUUUUGGAGCCAACAGUGAUCGAUUUUGCAAAAUGGGUUGAAGAAAUGGCCAAGUAUGCUUCGUGUGUCAACUAUUCAUUGGCUGCUGGAGGAAUUUUCGAAGAGCCGGUCCAAACAAGCAGUUGUUACCGGCAGGACAACCGGAGAGUGGACAGCAAGAAAUGUCCGGUAUGUCAAAGAGACAGUCAUGAAGUUACGUCGUGCGAAAUCUUUAAGGAUUCGGAUCCAAAACGCAGAUAUCAAUUGGCUGUUGAAAACAAGCUGUGCUUUUGCUGCCUGCGAUCUCACAGUGGACGGUGUGAUAGAAGGCAACAGUGUCCUGUGGAAGGUUGCAAUCGUUAUCAUCAUGGAUUGCUUCAUAAAGUAGAAAAGACAAGUGCUCCGGUUACAUCAACACAAGACAAAGUUGGCGUGAAUGCGGUUGGUUCAGAGCAGCCGAAGCUGUAUCAAGCUCUUCUGAAGAUUAUUCCCGUUCGGAUCCGUGGCCCCAAGGGAACUGCAGUCGUGCCUGCUCUAUUGGACGAGGGCUCCAGUCUAACGCUCAUCGACUCUAACCUGGCAACCCUUGUCGGGAUAAGCGGCUACAGGAGACCAUUAUGCUGUACACUGAUGGGUGGAUCGACGCGAUCGGACGACUAUUCAGAGAUUGUGGAAGCGGAAGUUGGUCAUAAGGGACAGGAAACUCCAUUCUUCACGCUGAAAGGUGUUCGCACGGUGAAACAUUUGAAUUUGAAUGGACAAAGGAUUGACGUGACGGCAUUGAUUUCAAAAUUUCCUUACGUCAAAACGGCUGAUCUGGAAUGCUUGGAUGGUCGACCGCCAAUGUUGCUGAUAGGACAACUGCACAUAAAAUUCAUUCAAGCAACUGAAAUAUAUCAACCAGAACCAAACGCGCCGGCAAUCUCAAAAUGUAUCUUGGGAUGGGCUGUACAUGGGCCGUAUGACGUUGAGCAAUGUGGCUCGCAAGGCGUCAAUGUGUGUUGCGGUGAAGAUGAUUUGCACAAUCUCGUAGCUUCGUAUAUCCUGAUUGAAGGCAUGGGCGUCGUUCAGAGUAAAAUUGACCGUCAACGUUCCGAAGAUGAUCGGCGAGCAAUGAAUGCCAUCCAACAGUCAGUGAAAUACGUGAACGGGCAUUUCAUUGUUAAUCUUCCGUACAAAAUAACCACGCCAUUUCCAGAAAGUCGAAAAUUGGCAUUGUCACGGUUAAAAUGCACUGAACGCAAGAUCCACAAGCUCGGAAUAUCUGGAAAGUAUGCGGACAAAAUUCGUGAGUAUAUUUCCAAAGGAUAUGCUGUACCGGUUACCGAAGAUGAGCUGAAGGUGAAGAGAAGCAACUUGUGGUACCUCCCACAUUUUCCUGUGAUGAAUCAGAUGAAGCCUGGGAAAGUGCGUGUUGUUUUCGACGCGGCAGCCAGAUCCAACGGAAUGUGCCUCAAUGAUGCUCUCAUGUCGGGUCCAGAUCUUUUGAAGCGUCUCUUUGGUGUGCUGUUGCGGUUUCGAACUGGAAAAAUUGGAUUCGUAGCGGACAUUGCCGAAAUGUUUCAUCGCAUCGAAAUAGCAGACGAAGAUUCUUGGUCGCAGUGUUUCUUGUAUCGAGAAGACUCGAAGGAAAUCCCGAGGACGUACCGCAUGAAGGCGAUGAUAUUUGGCGCAAAUUCUUCUCCCUUCAUUGCCCAGUACAUUAAAAAUCUGAAUGCGGAGCACCACGCCGACCUGUAUCCAGAAGCUUGUGCACUGAUAAUAGACGAUCAUUAUGUUGAUGAUUGUUUGGGAAGCCAAGACGACGAAUGCCGAGCUGCAGAGCUGAUUCAGGAUGUAAUCCAGAUACACAGUGCAGGAGGAUUCACCAUUCGAAACUUUCGAUGCAGUUCCAGCGAGGUGAUGGAAAGUAUUCCAGAAGAGCUGCGAGCUAGUGUCACCGCUUCUACGAUUGGUGAUUGUCAGCAACGAGUUCUAGGCCUACUGUGGGACAGUGAAAGUGACUGUUUUCUGUUUUCUCCCACACUGAAUAAAAUUGAUUCAGAGCUUUUGCAAGGCAGACGUGUACCUACUAAACGGGAAAUGUUAUCAGUAGUUAUGUCGGUAUACGAUCCCCUGGGAUUUGUCACGCCUCUGACCAUCCGCGGACGCAUUUUGAUGCAACAAGUUUGGCGAAGUGGUAUCGGAUGGGACGAUCAACUAGAUGCGGAAACACAACAGAAGUGGAAUUCAUGGUUGCGGAACUUGAAAGUUGUGGCUGAUGUACAAAUACCCCGUUGUUACAGCAAGAACAUUGAGGAUGGUAACAAGGUCGAACUACACGUAUUUUGUGAUACAAGUUCUAAGGCCUUUGCAGCAGUUGCCUACAUGCGAGUAGUGGCAACAAAUUCUUGCCAGUUUGACGUUGCUUUCGUUUCAUCACGAGCCAGAGUUGCUCCAGUGCGCUCGAUGACAAUCCCAAAAUUGGAGCUGCAAGCGGCGCUGUUGGGGUAUCGUCUGUCUUUGCUGUUGAAAGAGGAACUGCCCGGAAAAUUUGAAAAGGUGUACUACUGGACAGAUUCGAGGACGGUAAUGUGUUGGUUGAACACUAGAAAAGCACUGAAAACGUUUGUAGCAAAUAAGGUCGGAGAAAUAUUGGAGCAGUCUACAUCGGCCGAUUGGAGAUGGAUUUCGACUACGGAUAAUGUGGCGGAUGAGGCAACGAGAGAUACGGGUACACUCAAUCUCCAGCCACAAGGAAGAUGGUGUCGCGGUCCAGAAUUUCUUCAGCGAAGUGAACAAGACUGGCCUAUCUAUUCCGAUCCGGUAGAAACAACGGAGGCAAACGAGGAAUUUUCAGAUGAGGUGAGUGCAGUGAACAUCGUGACGGACUCGAAUCCAGAAUUACCAGACGCACUAAGGUUCAGUAACUGGAGAAGACUGAUACGUGCAACCGCAUACUUUUACAAAGCCGUCGAAGUUUGGUGCAAAAAAGCUACAUUACCAGUUACUCCAGAAGACGAAGCAGCAGCAAUCAAACGUUGGAUAAAGCGUGUGCAGAACGAGCAAUUUCCGGAUGAGCUUCAGGCACUACGAGACGCUAUAAAACUGAAGUCUUCAAGUAAGCUGAACAAAUUGUCACCAUUCCUGGAUGCUGAUGGACUCAUGCGUGCUGGUGGUAGAUUGGAGAACGCUCAAGUUGAUGCAGCUACGCGGCAUCCCAUAGUACUGAACGGAAGCGGCCAUGUCACUGUUCCCAGCAGUGAGUGA
Molecule: messenger RNA, 4581 nt
Organism: Aedes albopictus (Asian tiger mosquito)
Lineage: Eukaryota; Metazoa; Arthropoda; Insecta; Diptera; Culicidae
Exons: 2
Coding region: 1-4581 (1526 amino acids)
Source: RefSeq, a predicted model, not a curated record